AUGGUAUAUACUGUUUUAGCAUCUGUUGUUGCUCUCAGUGGUCGACGUCAUCCGACAGCACCAAACCAGAGUAACCCGACAAGUCCAUUUCCGGGGAACCACAUGGACUCUCAGUUACCGGGCGACGCAACUCCGCCGAGCGAUCACCCUCCUUCGUCACCGGCUAACCCAAUCCAGCAAGAACAGCUCAGCAACCAAGUGAGGGUUCCUUGCUCCGCAAGUCACCAAACGAAGCCAGAAUAUCACACUAAGCCGAGCCCUCCGUCUCAGUCACCGCCGGGUCAGGACAACGCGAAUCAUCAAGUUACGGUGUGGACUGAUCACUCAGCUCCCACGGGUCAGAGCAGAACAUUGUAUGAACGAUUUUUUGGCAAUCAAUCGGUACAACAUGGCCAAGAUGAAUUCCACAUAAUGGAGCGUAUGAUGAUCUUAUGCGUCCCAAGCUAUUUCUUUGCUUCUGCGGUAGCCUACACAUCAAUAUGGUCCCAACUUCCAGACCUCAAUACCAGCAUCUACAUCCAAUGCUUCCUUAAUCCGUUGGCUUUCUCUCUCUUCCUCUUGGCCCACGCGGUGUUUCGCGGAACACACCCAACUCUUGCUGCCUUUCUAGAUCGUUUAUCGCUCCUUCUCAUCGUUACCUCAGCCUACUUAGCUUCGAUGCCCAUGUUUCCUCCCCACAUUGCUAUCAUUAUGUUCCUCGUGGUAAUUUCUGUAUACAUCUUUGCUCGUUGCAUGGGUUAA
Molecule: messenger RNA, 741 nt
Organism: Microthlaspi erraticum
Lineage: Eukaryota; Viridiplantae; Streptophyta; Magnoliopsida; Brassicales; Brassicaceae
Source: the annotation of a GenBank genome assembly